CUUGCUUGUCAGUUUAUUACCUAACUUAAACUGAUUUCUAGCUAAAGCCCAGUUCACGCUUCCACCUCUUCUUACAAUGUCCGCAGUAGCACGGUUUAUCCCCCUUUUUGACAGAAUCCUUGUAACCCGAGCUGUAGCUGCCUCCAAAUCAAAAGGAGGAAUAAUGUUGCCAGAAUCCUCUCAAAAGAAGCUGAACGAAGGAACUGUCGUGUCAUGUGGUUCUGGUGCUCUGGACGCUGAUGGUGAUGUUAUCCCAGUAUCGGUAGCGGUCGGAGACAAAGUCCUUUUACCCGAAUACGGUGGUACCAAACUCAAUCUCGAUGAUGAGGAAUAUCUGUUGAUCAGAGAUUCGGAAAUACUCGGAAAGUUUGUGAAAGUCACAUCGGAAUGAGAUUCGUGUCUGUCCUGCGGCCUGCCGGAUCAGCAAUUCCGGAAUUUUCCUUGACCCUCGUACAUAAGCCUCUACACAGUGGAUACCCAAUAAUUAUCACGAACAAUCGACAAUAACUGCAGACAACCUUUUUUAUGCCUUAUUAAUUUAUUACUGUUCCUUCGUGUUUUAGAAA
Bolinopsis microptera is the source of this 566-nucleotide messenger RNA. Its product is annotated as 10 kDa heat shock protein, mitochondrial-like. NCBI's taxonomy places the organism in Eukaryota, Metazoa, Ctenophora, Tentaculata, Lobata, Bolinopsidae. The transcript is spliced from 5 exons. Gene Ontology annotation, molecular function: ATP binding; protein-folding chaperone binding; metal ion binding. Gene Ontology annotation, cellular component: mitochondrial matrix. Bases 77 to 391 code for a protein of 104 amino acids. The record is from RefSeq and is a predicted model, not a curated record.